Folsomia candida is the source of this 2989-nucleotide messenger RNA. RefSeq lists its product as uncharacterized. Lineage: Eukaryota; Metazoa; Arthropoda; Collembola; Entomobryomorpha; Isotomidae. The record is from RefSeq and is a predicted model, not a curated record. Bases 330 to 2900 code for a protein of 856 amino acids. The transcript has 6 exons. Gene Ontology annotation, cellular component: nucleus. Gene Ontology annotation, molecular function: protein binding.
AUAAAUUCCUCUUCACUUUUGCUAACUCGUAGCAUUACAACAUAUCCAAAGGGCAUCUAAAUCUAUCAUUCUGCCAGUGACAAGCUCUCCUCCUGAGUUGAGGCCAAUACGUGCAAUAAGUGUAAUAGCAAUCACUCAAAAGCCUGCACCAACCAACUCGGCUUCUUCUAAAAAACGAGUAACGCAGCUGGAGGAAGUAAAAAAAAUCGGAACGAUUGUAAAUUUGAAUUUAGAGUUAUUUACGUGUAAAAAUAGUCAUUCUGUAGUUGUGCAACUGUCGAAUAAUUAAUAAGUUGUAUACAAUAUUUCAAAGAAAGCAUAUCUACCGGAUGGGAAAAAGAAUUAUGAAGCUUAGCCCAGUCAAAGGCGAAGGAAACGCUGUUGUUGAAGGUUUUGAAAUCGUCCAUCCUUCGCAAACACUUGGCAUAGACUUACCAGCAGGUGAUACGGCCGCAGCACCCUCAAUAUCGUUCACUUGUAGAACUUGUCAUAAAAUAUUUCCCACCAAGACGAAACUCAACGGUCAUACUCGCGUCCACGAGAAGAGAAGUACAUGUGAAGAUUGUGGAAAAGAAUUUUCGGGACCAUCUCCCCUUAAAUAUCACCGUUGGGUUCAUAUAGGGAGAGGAGUUAGAAACUUUGCUUGCGAAUAUCCAGAAUGUGGGAAAAAAUUUAAAAGCACCCAAGACUUGCGAAGGCACAAUCUCGUACACAGUGGGACCAGACCACAUCAGUGUGAUCGAUGUGACCGUGCAUUUAAUUUGGAGUGGGUCUUGAGAGAACACAAGAAAAUCCAUGACGGGAUUAGACCUUACAAAUGUAAUGAGCAAAAUUGUGGCAAGUCAUUUUAUUCAUGCAAAGAUCUCAAGAGGCACGCUAUCAUCCAUGGCACUGAGACACCCUUCAAGUGUGAGAGAGGUGAGUGCCUCAAAGAUAAUAGAGGCUUCCGAAGAAAGGACAACUUUCUCCGACAUCUCAUCGCAGUUCACAAUUUACCAAAGAAUGAGGCAAAAAUUAUUUCCGAAGAGGCAGAAUUUACACGUUCAAUAUUACGAAAUGAAAAUAGAAUGGAUGUUUCCCAAUCAUUACCGUCAUUGCUGAUUAAAAUUGAGCAGGAUAAUAACAGCGUAGAGUCUGGUGCGAGUUCUGAAAGUACGGGAUGCAUGUUAUUUGAGUUACUCAGUGCCAAGCAGGAAAAUGAUUUUGAGGCAACAAUGGCUAGUACCAAGAUUCUAACAUCAAUCUUCAAAAACCUCAGCAUUCCGGAAUUGAAAUCUAUCUCUGGUGUUUGCCAUCUCUGGAGGAACAUUGCUACCAAAGUUAUGAAUGCAAAUGCUAAAAAUCCCGGAUCGUCCAAAGAAACACCUUUAUUCCAACAGAAACUGAGUCAUCCAGAAGUACAAGAUAAGAGCAAUAUAGUGAAAAUCGAAAAGCUGAUGCGAAGGGUAAAACAUGCAACAAAAGGCAAUUCAAAUGUCGUAGCUGGAAAUGAACUUGUAUCAUGUAAUUUUAAAAACAUGGCUUGCAAAGAUUCUAUCUCUGAAGUUCCCAUGAAUAAAGUUCUGCAGACUACAAGGCCCCCAACGCUACGUUUCCUCACUACUACUUCCCCAUCAUCAACACCACGACAGUCAGUUGUACGGAUGACGGCUCGGAAGAACAGUACUUCUGCCACUAUUUCCCGUUGCUCGGCCUCUUUUAGCCAUGUCUGCAGUGGAGGCGCUUCUCUGGAUGUCUUAGCCGAGGUGGCUUUGCGGCAAGGGGAAAUGAAACCAGUUUCAGAACAAACAGUGAUACAAACUAUUCCUACUAAAAGGGGACGGUAUGACAUUGAAAGCUCAUCAGACCUCAUUCUUCCCAAGACUCCUCAAAUUAUGUCCAUCUCAACAGCAGAUCUCACCACCACAACUAUCUCAGAUCAAAAGUCAAAAUCCUUUCAAAAUGCAGUAGUUUUUAUUGGAAAUCGUCGCGUCGGUAAAAGUCACGUAUGCAAUCAGAUUUUUCAGCAUUACAAAUCUUCCACACGAUUCCCAGUCUCAUGCGGUUGGGAACAAGACGAAGAAUCUCAUCCACUCGUUGCAACACUUGCCAUGGAGGGAUUAAAUUACACAAUAAUUGACACGCCUGGUUUCUCUACUGAAUCCCUAGGACCUAAUCUGUGCUCAAUUUUAAAAGUAAUUGAGCUUUGCGAGAAUGUGAAAACUAUAGUAUACGUAUUUACGGACAGCUUUAAUUCUUCUAACCUACAUCUGUUGAAAAGCUUAUACGAACUUGUCGGUCAAGAAAACGUACUACUCAUGAUGAACAAACUAAAUAAAGCCGAGCUUAACCAAUUACCACAAAUAAGAUCCAGUAUUUGCAAGCAACUACAAAUCCAGUGUGUUCCCCUGGAGCAAGACAAAUUUUUCGUGACGGGACUGAUGGGAGUUUUAUUUCGAGAGCCCGACUCUCCCUUGGAUAAUACUGGAUGCCUUUCCCAAUUUCACAACUAUUUGGGUAUGAAGGGGUCAUUUCCUUUAAAAAACUUGAAGAUGCCAGAAACAUGUUUCGAUAAAGAGUCGUCAAUAGUUCGCAGUAAGCCGUAUGAAAUGGUAGUGAAUCCAGAUUUGAAAGAUAACAUUAUGGUGCUUAGAUUUUUGGAGGUGCAGAAUAAGAAAUAUACAACUACACCAGGGACAAUGUGUAAUAAUAAUAAUCGUAGUGACGGAAAUGUUACUGAAAGCAAUAAUAAUAUAAUGAAUUCUGGAGUUCCACAUGUCAGACACUUUAUAGAAUUUGCAACUUUUUUUAACGAGUAUCAAGUCAGAUACGAUGGAAAUUUAGAGUUGCUUGGUAAACCGAAAGAAGUUCCUGGUAGCAGACGACAAAUUCCAAUUGAAAUAGACUCUGUAACAAAAUGAUCACUUUGUUAAUUGUUUGUUGCUAUUAUUGGAUAUGUAUUUAUUUCUUGCGUUCACCACUUGUGUCUUACAUAUUCUACUCCACACGA